GAGUAUGAUAUUGGAACGCGGUCUUUUUCAUGUUUUUGCUCAUAUUUGAUUAAUUAGCGAUGUUGAGGUUAUGAGUUAUGAGAUUGAUGUCAUCUAUCGAACAUAUAGCAGAGAUAAAGAUUUUCACUUUACGUACAAUACUUAACAUCGUGCAGAAACGAAUAUCAUAAUGUGAUAACGACUUAUUUUACAAGAAUACUAAGCUUGAGCACAGUGUAUCUUUUAUCGUCAUUAUACAAUAUUUAAUCUUUCGUCUCCAUAGAAUUUCAUAAGUGUUAUCUGGUCUGUUAUAUGUGAUAGUUUCUUGUUGAAUUUGUUGGUGAUUGUCGGCGAUCAUGAGUGAUGUCAGUGCAGUGAAUGGCGCUUCAGAAGGCCUUCAGUUAAAGAAGAUAGAUGACUAUGAAGAAAUUAAGAUACCAGUCCCUUGGGGACAUAUAGCAGCAAAGUGGUGGGGUUCCCAAGGAGUGCAACCAAUAGUAGCUUUACAUGGAUGGCAGGACAACUGUGGAACAUUCGAUAAUUUGGCUCCUCUGCUGAAGCAAAAAGGACACUCCAUUAUCUGUAUUGAUCUACCUGGACAUGGAUUUUCCUCACACUUACCUCCCGGCCACAAAUACUACAUAUGGUGGGAUGGAAUCCACUACUUGAGGCGAAUAGUACAGUACUUCAAGUGGAAAGACAUAGUAAUCCUCGGCCAUUCGCUGGGCGGAGGCAUUGCGUUUUUGUAUGCUGCUGCAUACCCUAAGGAAGUGAAAAAGUAUAUUAGUAUUGAUCUUGCUAGUCCCUCGAUUCGAAAUGUGAAAAAGUGCUGUGAUGUAUUAGGACCUGCUAUAGAUAAAUUUUUAAGUUACGAGAAUUUAGAACCCGAUUCAGUUCCAGCCUAUCCCUAUAAUGUGAUGGUGGACAUUUUACAGGAUGCUCACAAAGGAUCCGUUAGUCGCAAAGGUUGUGAAAUCUUGUUAAGACGGGGUAUGUUACCUGCUAAAAACCGAGAUGGUUAUUGUUUUACUCGGGAUCCUAGAUUGAAGCUUGCAGCGCUUGGGUUUAUGACUAUUGAGCAAGUAAUUGAAUUAGCAUCAAGAAUUGUUUGCGAGGUAAUGAAUAUUAAGGCCGUUCACGGUCACAAGCCUGAUGUUCCUGCACAUUACGACCUUAUUUUGGACACAAUCGAAAAUCAAGCUAAGAUUGUUCAAAGGCAUGUGGUAGAGGGUACACAUCAUUUACAUCUAAAUGAUGGCUCAUCGGUAUCUGAAAUAAUCCAUAAUUUUCUAGUAUCUUAGAAAUGCAUUAGAUGUCCUAGAUAAUUUAUAUUUAUUGGCUAACAGUGGAAUGGGUUUAAAAUGUUGAUGAAACUUAAAAUAUGCCAAUAGUUGUUUGAAUAGAGUGAACCGAAUCAUUUAUUUGAUCCUUAUUUUUACCAGUCGGUGAUUUAUUAGGAAAUGUUAAUAGUUUUAGUAGCUUUAUUAUAAACGGUGAUUGGAUUUUUAAAAUCUUACUUGUUUUUGUUUUUUAUGUUUUAUCUAAAUACUAUUAAUAUUUAUUAUUAUUUUUACACAUACUACAUAAUUAGAGUGUCUUUAUUGCAAAUGUGAAAUUUACUCACAUUUAGUUAAAUUUGUUAAUUAGUACUCAUAUCGACAAAUUCGCCAACGGAUGUUGAACUCAUUUGAUUUAUUUAAUACUUACAUAGUAACGUGUAGAUCAUUUACAUAAAUUUCCACUGCAUUAAGCUAGUGGUACUCACUUGAUUGAAAUACUGAUAAUUGGAUUUUGAUGUAGUUUAUAACUUACUUAUAACCGGAAAGAAUGUGCUAAUAUGUUUAAAUAAAUGUGUUCAAAGUA
Molecule: messenger RNA, 1842 nt
Organism: Dendroctonus ponderosae (mountain pine beetle)
Lineage: Eukaryota; Metazoa; Arthropoda; Insecta; Coleoptera; Curculionidae
Product: probable serine hydrolase
Exons: 7
Coding region: 336-1280 (314 amino acids)
Molecular function (GO): catalytic activity
Source: RefSeq, a predicted model, not a curated record